GUGACGUUUAGGGAGUCAACCAGAGUACAACUUCCUGUUUAGGUUCUCAGCGGCUAUGAACGAAGGGGACUCGAUGAACUGUCCUUCUUUGUACGUUUUUAGUUAAUUUUUUGACAUUUUUGUGUUAAUAAGUUGACGUGAACAACAUACAAGAUGUCGGAAACGGGGAACAGACUGCGGAAGUUGCUCGAAUCGCCCAAUUUUGACCCGCAGAAUUACGUCAAGCAGCUGUCCCAGCAGUCCGAUGGCGACAGGGACCUGCAGGAGCACCGUCAGAAAAUCCAAAACCUGGCCGACGAAACGGCUCAAAACCUGAAGAAAAAUGUCUACAAGAACUACAGACAGUUUAUUGAAACGGCCAAAGAGAUUUCAUACCUGGAGAGUGAGAUGUACCAGCUGAGCCACAUCCUGACGGAGCAGAAGAGCAUCAUGGAGAGCAUCACUCAGGCCCUGCUGUCCACAGACAAAGAUGAGACCUCCAAAGAGAUGCAGGCUGCUUUCCCUAAAGAAACAGAGGAGGUGAAGCAGAGGACGCUCACUUCACUGCUGGAGAAAGUGGAGGGAGGUAAAAACAUCAUGGACACCCCAGGGAGACACUUAGUCUACAAUGGGGACCUUGUGGAGUUUGAUGUGGAUAACAUGUCCCAGAUCCAGAAGGUGCACGCUUUCCUCAUGAACGACUGCCUGUUGAUCUCCACCUGGCUGCCAAACCGCAGAGGAGCUGUGAAGUACAAAUACAACGCUCUGUAUGAUCUGGAGAGCUUCGCCGUGGUCAACGUGAAGGACAACCCCCCCAUGAAGGACAUGUUCAAGAUCCUCAUGUUCCCAGACAGCCGCAUCUUCCAGGCGGAGAACAGCAAAAUCAAGAAAGAGUGGCUGGAGAUCUUAGAUGAGACCAAGAAGAACAAAGCCUCCAAAGACAAGCACACGAAAGAAGAGGUGGUCCCCACUUCUCCUGUCAGAGCAGAGGUGUCCACAAACCCUUUCGACGUGGACGAUGACGAGCCGGCAGGCGCUGAGGAAAACGUGGACCUCAGCAUGGAGUGGAUCCAGGAGCUGCCGGAGGAUCUGGAUGUCUGUAUCGCUCAAAGAGACUUUGAGGGUGCUGUGGACCUGCUGGACAAGCUAAAUGAGUACCUCAAAGACCAGCCGGUCACACCGAGGGUGAAAGAGCUGAGGGCAAAGGUGGAUGAGCGUGUGAGGCAGCUGACGGAGGUUCUGGUGUUCGAGUUGUCCCCGGAUCGGUCACUUCGAGGGGGACCCAAGGCCACAAGGAGGGCUGUGUCGCAGCUGAUCAGACUAGGUCCUACUUUAUUAUUUUGCUUUAAUUUGGUGAUAAUCACAAAGUUAAAUGCCAGAUUUCGUUUGUCGUGAAGUAUUUCUGUACAUUUCAUCACAGGCUGCAGAUCUUAAAAAAUCAUCCAGACUUUUUCAAGAGUUUAUGUCACUUCCUUUAUUCUUUUCUCUAAAUUUUUCUGUAAACGUUUCAUCAUCAAAUUCCUUCAGGUACAAUAUUUAACUAGAAAAUAUCAGUCUCCAAAAUGAUACCCAGGCGAUAUCCAUUCUUUCUACCACAUUACAGUGUCUGCAGUAUGUUUCAUUAUUUUUCCGUGUGUUUCAGGCCAGUCCACCAAAGCCUGUGAGCUAUUCCUGAAGAACCGAGCGGCCGCGGUCCAAACAGCCAUACGUCAGCUCCGAAUAGAAGGUGCAACUCUGCUCUACAUCCACAAACUCUGCAACAUCUUCUUCACCAGCCUGCUGGAGACUGCCAAAGAGUUCGAGAUGGACUUUGCAGGAAACACGGGCUGCUACUCCGCCUUCGUGGUCUGGUCCAGAUCAGCCAUGAGGAUGUUUGUGGAUGCUUUUAGCAAGCAGGUGGGUGGAGGUCAAGACCUAUGAGGCCAGACUGAGGAGAAAAAGCCUGUUAUAAAUGGGACGUCUUCGACUUUGCAAGAUUUUACAGUAGCUACUGGUUUGCACCUGUUUAGUAUGAAUGUGCAGUUUUUGAGUGGGCAGAUACUCAACACUUUCAGAAUGAUGUUCCUCUGUGUAAAGAAUUUGAGGAUUUAGUUUAGAUUUCAUCAUCCUAUAGAUAGAUAGAUAGAUAGAUAGAUAGAUAGAUAGAUAGAUAGAUAGAUAGAUAGAUAGACGACUUUAUUAAUCUCCAAAGGGAAAUUAAGUUGUUGUACCAGUCCAGCACAAUACAAUUACAUGAAAUACUAAAAAGACAACAGAAUGAAAAAAAAACACAACAACAGCAUAUAAACAAUAUAUACACAUGAAACCUUCAAUAUAAUUCUUAUGUAUAAUGAAUCUUAAAUAGAAUACUUAAAAAUAGAAUACUUGGUAUGGACUUACAGUACAUAAUAUCGUUAACACAUUGAGAAAAUCUGGAGAAAUCUCUGUAAAAAAAAAAAGGCGACAAAGGCCAAAAACCAACACUGGAAGGCCGGGAUUUUUAGGCCCUAAGACAGCAUUGUAUUCAAAACAGACAUAACUCUGUAGUGCAAAUCACCGCAUAGGCUCAAAAUCACCCCAAAACCCUUAAUCUGUGAAGAUAAUUCUUUGCCAGAAAACAAUAUUAGAGACAGGUUUUAGACCAGAUGAUGCCUUUUUCAAGGAAGAGCUAGAAUAUUUUAGCUACACAAUACAAGACCACAUUCUGUUAGUAUCUCAACAGCAUUGGCUCAGUAGUAGAAGAGUCCAGGUGCUUUACUGGCCUGCCUUUGGUCCUGACUUGUCACUUACUGAAAAUGAGAAAAUAAAGGCGAUCCGAAACUUUGAGCAGCUUGAAGUCGUAUAUCAAGCUCAAAUUGACCAACAUUUACUUUUCCUCCCAGAAAAAAAGUUUUAAAAAUCUCAAAUUAAAUGGUGCGCUUUUCUUCUCCAGGUAUUUGACAGUAAGGAGAGCCUGUCCACAGCUGCAGAGUGUGUGAAAGUGGCUAAGGAGCACUGUCAACAGCUGACAGAGAUCGGCCUGGACCUGACCUUCACUCUGCAGUCGCUGCUGGUCAAAGACAUCAAGGCGGCUCUGCUCAGCUACAAAGACAUCAUCAUGGAGGCCACCAAGCACCGGAACUCAGAGGAGAUGUGGAGGAGGAUGAACCUCAUGACCCCCGAGGCUCUGGCUAAACUCAAAGUAUGUUUCAGUCUUCAAUUGGUUUUCAUGAUUGAUCUUUUCUCUGGAGGUUUAUGUGUUAAAACAUUACUGAGUGUAUCUUUCUCUCUGCAGGAUGAGAUGCGUAGCUGUGGCAUGGGCAGCUUCGAGCAGUACACGGGCGAUGACUGCUGGGUGAACCUAAGCUACACAGUCGUGGCCUUCACCAAGCAGAUGAUGAGCUUCCUGGAGGAGGGCUUGAAGCUCUACUUCCCCGAGCUGCACAUGGUGUUAUUGGAGAGCCUGAGGGAGAUCAUCCUAGUGGCCGUGCAGCACGUGGACUACAGCCUGCGCUGCGAGCAGGACCCUGAGAAGAAGACCUUCAUCAUGCAGAACGCCACCUUCCUUCACGACACCGUGCUCCCUGUGGUGGAGCGGAGGUUCGAGGAAGGGGUAGGGAAGCCCGCCAAACAGCUACAGGACCUGAGGAAGAGCACCAGACCUGUCAGGGUCAACCCGGAGAGCACCACAUCUCUGGUCUGAGACUAAUAAGGAACUUUAAUUACUAAAAAGUAAAAGACUGAUUUACACGGAAAUGUCCUUUAGAUGGCUGUUCUGGAAAUUUCAACCCUGAUUAGGAAAUAAUUGCUGGAUUUUUGGGACAAGAAAUUACAGGAUGCAUCACACAAAGCUGAAGCUGCUGUGCACCAACGCAACAAAUAUAGUCCCACAAAAUGAUCAGAUACCUCCAUUACUGUCUGUCAUAUUUACUCUUGAGGACAGAAUAGUAAAAAGAAAAAAAAGGAAGUGCAUUUUGUGCACAGAUUUGUGCAAUAAAUUACUGAUUUUAAAAACACAUUUCAGACAGGUAAUUUGUCAUCAGACAGAAAAUGUAUCAUUUAGUUUUUUGUACAUGUGAGCCUGUUCUCUUGGAGAUUUCUUUUAGAGAUGAACGUGUCAGACUUACUGAAAUCUUAUCAAAAUCAAACUGUGGAUGAAACAUGAAAAUGACUCAUUAUGCUGUGUGAAAGUCUGGAGGCUCACUGCAAAAAACUCAAAUCCAGCCAAGUUUAUUUGUUUAAUGUCUUGCCAGAAAAAAACAUCAUUACACUUAAAACAUCUGACAAGUCCAGAUAUAAAUCCUAUUUCUUGUUGUGAUACCCCAAAUAUCUGGACUCGAGUCAAAGUGGCUGCUGAUGCAGUGAGCAAGCUUUUCCUGAUAAGUCACUACAUCUUGUCUUGAAAAGCUAUUUCUAUCCAGGCUUGUCAGGCUAAUGUGGCUCAUUUAAGUGCAAUGAUUUAUUUGGGCUUCUGGAUGAACUCUGAGUUUUUACACUGUGUUGAUAUAUGAUAUUCAAUUCAAACACACAGCUGUGAUUCUGCAGCCACACACACUAAACUAAACUAGUACUGAACUAGUGAUUAAAAGGGAUGACUGAGAUGCAAAUGCACUUGUUAAUGUUCACUGCUGUUAUAGUGAAUGAUGAUGUUUUAGAAAACACAUGAAUCUAAUAAAGAUUGUUAUGGACCAGAGAAAUGUUGCUG
Molecule: messenger RNA, 4642 nt
Organism: Xyrichtys novacula (pearly razorfish)
Lineage: Eukaryota; Metazoa; Chordata; Actinopteri; Labriformes; Labridae
Source: the annotation of a GenBank genome assembly